UAAAAAAUCUCAAUUCUAAGUCCCGCCAUUGUCUCCGGUGAUCUUCUUCCCCACUACUUCACCACCACAAUGCAUCAUCCUUCUCUUCUCUUCUUCAUCCUUCCCUUAAUUCUUCCACUCUCCGCCUCAUGGCCGCCGUCCCAUCAGUCCCACUUCACCAAACACCGCCGAAAGUCCACUGCGCCACCCCAGGAAUACGUUGAAGUCACACGCCCCCUCCCCACCGACUCCCUCCCCCCCUCAUGCACGCUCCUUAUUCUCUCCCACAGCUUCGGCAACACCACCGAUCUCCCCCCCACCAACACUACCUACUCUCCUCCACCUGACUGCACCUGGUCCCGUGCCGUCCUCCACCUCUCCGCCUCCGCCAAUGGAUCCCAGCACGACCGCAUGGCCGCCGUAUGGCUCUCCGAGGCCGAACUCCUCCGCACGAGCACCCCCGCACCCUCCGCCGACGGUGUGUUAUGGAAUGUUCGGAAGGACGUCACUAGAUACUCCUCCCUCCUCCGACAAUCCAACCUCACUCUCUCUGUCAUGCUCCAGAACUCCGUCACCGACAUUUACACCGGCUUCUACGCAGUCAACCUGACUGUUCUUUACUACAGCAUUGCCGGUAAUGCUAACACCAUUAACGCCGGCAGCCUCCCCAUAUCUCUGUUCCCGCCAAAUCAAAAGCCAACCACCGGGAAAUUUCAAAGUGGCCCACCACCGCCAAAGCCGAAAAAUCCUUUGAAAUUGGAUGAAAAUCCGGCAGAUCAAAUCAUCCCAAUAUCCGCAACUGGGGAAGAAGGGUUCUGGUUCAAAAUCGAAAGCGGAUUGGAUGCAGUUCACCAAGGAAUUCAAAUCCCAUUGAACACAUACAGAGCUGUGAUUGAGGUUUAUGUUUCCUUCCACGGGAACGAUGAGUUCUGGUACAACAACCCCCCAGACACCUACUUUGAGUCGAAUGGCUUGCCCAAAACAGGAAGCAAGGGAGCGUAUCGUGAAGUCCUGGUGAAGCUUGACGACGAUAUAAUCGGAUCAGUAGUCCCAUUCCCAGUGAUCUUCGGUGGAGGGAUCAAUCCUCUGUUCUGGGAGCCUGUGGUGUCAAUCGGGGCGUUUGAUUUGCCUUCUUAUGAAUUCGAAUUGACCCCAUUUCUGGGCUUGUUGCUUGACGGGAAAGUGCACUCUUUCGGGUUCGGAGUGGCUGAUGCUCUUUCGUUUUGGCUACUCGACGCGAAUUUGCAUUUGUGGUUAGAUAAUGGAGCGGUUAAGGUUCAGGCAGGGGCUAUUAAGUUCGAGAGCCCGAGUAGUUGCCUGGAACGUGAGUCCAAUUUCCGGCAGCUCGACGGGGAGUUUGAAAUCGAAGCGAAAAGGGAGAACGAAUUCAAGGGGUGGGUGUACUCAUCCGCCGGGAAUUUCACCACCUCCGUUUUCACUGAACUGGAGUUCGAGAACAAGGUAAAGUUGAACAAGAACGGAACAGAGAAGGAAGUGGAGCAGGACGUGAAGGAGACGAAGAGAGUGGAGAUAAAAGACUACAAGGGGAACGUCGUUUCAACUCUGAGAGUGGAGAGGAAGUACCCUCUGAGAAUAAGAUCGUCCAGCCUGCCUGGAGCGAGGAGGAACACUUCCUUGGUGACGACGAAGCUGGAACAGGAGGUGAAGGAGCAGGAAGAAGACGGCAACUCCAAGAUCAGUUUGGUUAACAGACUGAAGUCGAGCGGGUGGAUGUUUGCGCAGGGCGAGGAUGUGUUGUCCGGUGCAGCAACCACUUCUCAGAAAUACCAAUUGCAGGGCAGUGUUUGCUAUACUCGUCGGGUUCUGGCCAACAAUGGCGUCAUCCAGACUGAUACAGAGGGAUUUCUCUGUCAAACAGCUACUUCUUGAUUAAUCUCUCUCUCUUCUUGUGUAACAUUUGGGCUGUUGUGAGUCGUGUUUUCUGUGGAUGUUUUAGUAGUUGUAUAAGAGCAUGCAUAUGCUGUCCAUGGGAGCUUGCAAGUUUCCAAUAAAGCUGUUGGAGUUUUGUUCGCC
Messenger RNA from Sesamum indicum (sesame), 2013 nucleotides. RefSeq names its product peptide-N4-(N-acetyl-beta-glucosaminyl)asparagine amidase A. The record is from RefSeq and is a predicted model, not a curated record. Lineage: Eukaryota; Viridiplantae; Streptophyta; Magnoliopsida; Lamiales; Pedaliaceae.